Molecule: messenger RNA, 612 nt
Organism: Aspergillus mulundensis
Lineage: Eukaryota; Fungi; Ascomycota; Eurotiomycetes; Eurotiales; Aspergillaceae
Exons: 3
Coding region: 1-612 (203 amino acids)
Source: RefSeq, a predicted model, not a curated record
AUGCCGGCCGCCGGACAAUGGGGCAGACCGGCAGUGGGAGCGGGGGUGGACGAUAGGCCGCAGGGUCGGGAUCGAGGCGGCGAGGAUGACGAUGUUUGCCUCGAGCGUCCACCAGAUGGCGAGGGGGGCCAUGGCAUGGCGAUCAUGGCGCUGGCUUCAUUACCCAUUGUCCGUGUCCCAGGACAUUGCAUGGACGAAAGGCAGACGCAAGCAAACUCACAAGAGACCCAGCCCCAUCAAGCACGAAAGCGACGCCUUCUUCUUCCGCUCCAUGUUCAUGCUCCAGAACAUGCUCGCGGGGAAUACGGCGAGGGCGAGGUCUACCGCGCAACUGACGGCUUUCCCCAAUGCCUCAAGUCAGCCGUUCAAUACGGUCCAGACAUAUGCAACAUCACGCGAGCUUACAGCCCUGAAAAUACCCCAUAUGCUGCUGCACCUCCGGCGGCCAGCAGCUCCCAGGCACCUGGGGAUCCCAUCUGCAACGACCUGGAUGCAAAUGACGCACCACAGGAGGCGCGAGCGCCACCGGAUGGACGGGAGAAGGCCCAGCAGCAGCGAGGCGUAGGCGACGCGGCCGACGCACGGCGACAGGAUCGAGAAGAACUGGCAUAG